ACCCAGAAAAUAUUAUGGAUAGAUAGCGAGGCAGGCGAAGACCAAAAAAACCCAACUCCUCCAGCUCACACCUUCAUCAACAAAGAAGCCAACUCUCCCGAGCGAUCAGUCCUCGUCCUCCUCAUCCUCCUCCUCAUUUCUCUCUAUUUUCUCAGAUAACAAACAGAGAAAAUGGAGUCCACUGAGUCGUCUUAUGUGUCGUCGCCGGAGGCGCCGAAGAAGGGAUCUCUUCAGCCGCCGAAAUCGCCGGCGUCAGAUUCUGCAGAGAAGCCUACAUAUAUUAGGUUCCUUGUAUCGAAUGCUGCAGCUGGUUCUGUCAUUGGAAAAGGUGGUUCCACAAUUACUGAUUUCCAGUCACAGUCUGGCGCACGUAUUCAGUUGUCACGUAAUCAUGAAUUUUUUCCUGGGACGACUGAUAGGAUUAUCAUGGUAUCUGGAUCAAUUGAUGAAGUAAUCAAAGCAAUGGAACUUGUUCUUGCUAAACUGUUGAGUGAGCUCCACAGUGAAGAUGGUAAUGAUAUUGAACCAAGAACGAAAGUGAGGCUCAUUGUUCCAAAUAGCUCUUGUGGUGGCAUAAUUGGAAAAGGAGGGGCUACCAUAAAGUCCUUUAUUGAAGAUUCACAAGCUGGCAUUAAGAUAUCUCCACUGGAUAAUAAUUAUUACGGGCUGAGUGAUAGGCUAGUGACAUUGGCAGGCACUCUAGAUGAACAGAUGCGAGCAAUAUAUUUGAUUUUGUCUAAGCUUACAGAAGAUGCUCAUUACUCACAGGCUAUGCAUGCCCCAUAUUCAUAUGCAGGUGUUUUCUUCUCUGGUUUUCAUGGUGUUCCGUAUGCGUAUGUACUUCCUUCUGCUGCAACAGCACCAUAUAACAGUGUGAACUAUGCACCAAAUGGAGCUGGAGGAAAAUUUCAGAAUCCCAAGAAGGCUUCUGAUGAUCAUCAGGAGGAUCGUAGCAACUCGGUGACAAUUGGUGUUGCUGAUGGGCAUAUUGGUCUGGUUGUUGGUCGUGGUGGAAGAAACAUUAUGGAAAUUAGUCAGGUCAGCGGGGCCAGAAUAAAAAUCUCAGAUAGGGGCGAUUUCAUGUCUGGAACGAAUGACAGGAAAGUGACAAUCACGGGUUCACAGAGAGCAAUCCGUCAAGCUGAGUCAAUGAUAAUGCAGAAGGUGGCAUACGCCUCUGAGAGAGCCAUGGAUUAGUUUUUUUCAGAGUACCGUUGUCUUGUGUAGUUCAGAAUCUUUGGAACUCACCUGGCUUUUGAUUGAGCAACAUUUCUGUGUCUCCUCACUCUAUAAAAUUUUCGGUGAGAAGUUUAAAUUGUGUAGCGAGGCUCGCAAGAAGCUGGGAAUUUUUAUGAGGCAGAGCUUUUCAUAGGAAUUCUUCUGAAAGCAGAAACCCUAAAAACUUGUUUGAGAAAGAGAGAGAGAGAGAGAUAGAGAGAGAGAAAGAGAAAAGGAAAAAAAGAUGUUGGGGUAGUUGGCCAUUUGUUAAAACUGUAUUAGAAUUAGCUUCCUAUUAUUUUUAUUUAUAGGGUUGUAACAUGAAGAGAGUAACUGUUGAUUACUAAGUCUGAUUUAUAUUUUUGUAGAAA
Carica papaya (papaya) is the source of this 1589-nucleotide messenger RNA. RefSeq names its product binding to TOMV RNA 1L (long form) (gene BTR1L). NCBI's taxonomy places the organism in Eukaryota, Viridiplantae, Streptophyta, Magnoliopsida, Brassicales, Caricaceae. Gene Ontology annotation, molecular function: RNA binding. The record is from RefSeq and is a predicted model, not a curated record.